AUGUCAACAUCAGACCAACCUGCGCCACCUUCGACGGCCCAAUGGGGCCCCAUCUCCUUCCACGGAAUGCGACUCGUCUGGUCCCUCCAGGACCCUCUAGAGUCGGCCAUCUCCGUCAUGCCCGAGAAUUUGGACCCCGAAGCACCACGCGAACCGUACUUCCAACAGUCCUCCACCGGCUCAAACUGGCAUCGCAUAUCGCAGGAAGUGCUCAUUGAAAGCACAGUGGCGUCUGUCACUGUCGAGUCCGCCGAUCUAAGCAACUGGCCGUCGGGUUGGUGGCUGUGUCACAUGGAACACGCCGACGCCGACGACGACGACGAGAACUCGGGAGACGAAAACUCGAGCAACGGGCCUUGCCCAGCUUAUAGCGAGCUCCCCCCGCGCGAGUACGAUACACUGGUCGUCGAGGCAUCGGAUAAGCCUUAUGUUACAAUACACGACUACAUUACGACAGUGGGGGAGGAUGAGCCGCCGAACCCGGACACCAAGUUGAUGCCCUUUCUCGACAACACCCAGCGGCCACAAAUCAUGUCAACAUCAGACCAACCUGCGCCACCUUCGACGGCCCAAUGGGGCCCCAUCUCCUUCCACGGAAUGCGACUCGUCUGGUCCCUCCAGGACCCUCUAGAGUCGGCCAUCUCCGUCAUGCCCGAGAAUUUGGACCCCGAAGCACCACGCGAACCGUACUUCCAACAGUCCUCCACCGGCUCAAACUGGCAUCGCAUAUCGCAGGAAGUGCUCAUUGAAAGCACAGUGGCGUCUGUCACUGUCGAGUCCGCCGAUCUAAGCAACUGGCCGUCGGGUUGGUGGCUGUGUCACAUGGAACACGCCGACGCCGACGACGACGACGAGAACUCGGGAGACGAAAACUCGAGCAACGGGCCUUGCCCAGCUUAUAGCGAGCUCCCCCCGCGCGAGUACGAUACACUGGUCGUCGAGGCAUCGGAUAAGCCUUAUGUUACAAUACACGACUACAUUACGACAGUGGGGGAGGAUGAGCCGCCGAACCCGGACACCAAGUUGAUGGUGUGUCCUGGUGCCCCCCACUCUGUGAGAACUGACACCGAGGAACAUUGGAAGCGUGAGAUGAAGAACCAUUACGACCGCCUCAAUCGAGCAGAGACUCCAUUUGAUAACGCCAGGCCGAAGGGCCAGAAGCGAAAACGCGACAAUGACUGA
Scedosporium apiospermum is the source of this 1182-nucleotide messenger RNA. RefSeq lists its product as uncharacterized. The transcript is spliced from 4 exons. Bases 1 to 1182 code for a protein of 393 amino acids. NCBI's taxonomy places the organism in Eukaryota, Fungi, Ascomycota, Sordariomycetes, Microascales, Microascaceae. The record is from RefSeq and is a predicted model, not a curated record.